UGACACAGGUAAAUGCAGUUCUGUUUAUUUAUGGCCAUUUGAGCAGCCAUAAGCACAAUAUAUAUAAUCUAGCUAGAUCCUAGGCGUUUUUGGUCUCCGUCGCCGCUGAUCACUAUGGGCUUUUGCGAGUUUACUGUGAAGGACGGCAUCUUCGUCCUGACCCUCGAUAGCGGCGACGGCGGUCACAACUACCUCACCCUGCAGUCCAUGGCGGAUCUCAAGCAAAAACUGGAGGAGAUCCGCAGGAAGGCCAGGCCGUGGAACAAGGGCCUCAUCACCACCUGCUCGGGCGGCGCGUUCUGUCACGGCGUUGACUACGGCGCGUUGUCCCAGCCGAUGGUCGACGAGCUGUCACACCGCAUGGCCGAGGUGCUGCGCCUGCUGUUUGAGAUGCCGUUCCCGACGGCCGCUGCGGUCACCGGCGACGUCAAGUCAUCCAUGGCCCUGGCGCUCGUGAUGGCGCACGACGACACGGCCACUUUGAAGGAGACCAUGUUCGAGAUGCCCGAGGUUCGGGAUGGACUCGGCAACCUGCCGCCGUACGUCGGGGCGCUGCUGCGGGACAAGGUGUCCUUCCCUCUGGUCAGGUCGUCGUUGUUGCUCUGCUCGGAGGCCAUGAACGGGUCCAAGAUGGCAUACUGGGAAUUUUGCGAAGGCAUCCGUGAUGACAAUGAGGCGGUGAUGAAGGAGGCCGUUCACAUCGUUGAAGUUAGAAUCGGCAAAGUCCGCGACGGCAGGGACUACAUCACCACCCGCAAGAGCUUCUUUCCGGAGUCGUGGAGGGCUGUUUCCCAAUUCCUUGGCGACCACAACUAGUGAUUCCGGCGGCCAUGCGCUGUCCUACUGGAAUCCAAACAACAAGGAGAAUUAUUCAGCGGCAAUAGUUCAUUCAUAUAGCUGUUGGUACAGCUGUUGAUGACAUACCUAGAGGCAAUUACAAGAAUGAUUGUAUCAUUUAUAUGUUUAUGUAUUUUUGAA
This is a messenger RNA of Phragmites australis (common reed), 978 nucleotides long. RefSeq names its product enoyl-CoA delta isomerase 1, peroxisomal-like. The record is from RefSeq and is a predicted model, not a curated record. Bases 115 to 816 code for a protein of 233 amino acids. The transcript has a single exon. Lineage: Eukaryota; Viridiplantae; Streptophyta; Magnoliopsida; Poales; Poaceae.